UCUUCUUUAAUCAUCUCCAAAGAAAUUAUGAGGGGAAAAAAUGGCCCGAGACGAAGAGUGGAGGCAAGCAGCAGAUACUCACAAAAUGAGUCCUGAAGAAGUGAAGGCAGCAGGAGUAGAGGGCUCCAAAAGGCCACCAGGCCAUAACCCAGGAGGGGUCUUGCACCAGAGGCGCAAUUUGCCUUUCAGCAAAACCACCAUUACAGUAGCUGGCUUCUUUAUCACUGCUGCUAUUGGAUACAUGGUCUUGUAUGCCAAGAAAAAGCCUGAAGCAAGCGCUAGAGAUGUUGCCAAAGUUGCCACUGGUACUGCUGACCCUAGAGAUACUCAUCCUAGGAAGUAAAUAUAACUGUAAUUUUGUGUUUUUUCUGUUCUGUUCGUUAUCUAAUAUAUGCAUUACUUUUAGUGUUUA
Messenger RNA from Jatropha curcas, 412 nucleotides. RefSeq lists its product as uncharacterized. NCBI's taxonomy places the organism in Eukaryota, Viridiplantae, Streptophyta, Magnoliopsida, Malpighiales, Euphorbiaceae. The record is from RefSeq and is a predicted model, not a curated record.